Molecule: messenger RNA, 2992 nt
Organism: Dipodomys spectabilis (banner-tailed kangaroo rat)
Lineage: Eukaryota; Metazoa; Chordata; Mammalia; Rodentia; Heteromyidae
Gene: Copg2
Product: COPI coat complex subunit gamma 2
Exons: 25
Coding region: 177-2852 (891 amino acids)
Biological process (GO): intracellular protein transport; endoplasmic reticulum to Golgi vesicle-mediated transport; organelle transport along microtubule
Cellular component (GO): endoplasmic reticulum-Golgi intermediate compartment; COPI vesicle coat; endoplasmic reticulum
Molecular function (GO): structural molecule activity
Source: RefSeq, a predicted model, not a curated record
CAGCGCCUGGGACGGUUGCGGUGGGUCUGGGGCGCUGGGAAGUCGUCCAAGAUGAUUAAAAAAUUCGACAAGAAGGACGAGGAGUCUGGGGCCAAGACCACCUCCUGGGACCCAGCUGAUUGAAUGCUCAGGCCUCCAGAAAUGACUUGGCGUCUUGAUACCUACCUGUGGUCCACAUGGGGAAGAUGGCAAGCCAGUUCAAAAGAUAUAAAUACAUAAAAAAGGAGAGAAAGCUCAGUGUUAGCUGGUCUCACAAAGUGCAGUGGAGAUUGGGUAGUGGUUCCAAUCCUUUUCAGCAUCUGGAGAAGAGCGCUGUCUUACAGGAGGCUCGUAUAUUCAAUGAAACUCCCAUCAAUCCCCGGAGAUGCUUGCAUAUUCUUACAAAGAUUCUUUACCUACUCAACCAGGGUGAACACUUUGGAACUCUGGAAGCUACAGAAGCCUUCUUUGCAAUGACUCGAUUGUUUCAAUCUAACGAUCAAACGUUGAGGAGGAUGUGCUACCUUACUAUCAAGGAAAUGGCUACCAUCUCUGAGGAUGUGAUCAUUGUUACAAGCAGUCUGACUAAGGACAUGACUGGAAAGGAAGAUGUGUACCGAGGCCCAGCCAUCAGGGCUCUCUGUCGUAUUACUGAUGGAACAAUGUUACAAGCCAUUGAAAGAUACAUGAAGCAGGCCAUUGUGGAUAAAGUCUCCAGUGUAUCCAGUUCAGCACUGGUAUCUUCCUUACAUAUGAUGAAGAUAAGCUAUGAUGUGGUUAAACGUUGGAUAAAUGAAGCCCAAGAAGCUGCAUCAAGUGACAAUAUUAUGGUCCAGUACCAUGCAUUGGGAGUACUUUAUCACCUUAGGAAGAAUGAUCGUCUUGCUGUUUCCAAGAUGUUAAAUAAGUUUACCAAAUCUGGUCUCAAAUCACAGUUUGCUUACUGCAUGCUGAUCCGAAUUGCUAGUCGCCUACUAAAAGAAACUGAGGAUGGCCAUGAAAGUCCACUCUUUGAUUUCAUCGAGAGCUGCUUGCGAAAUAAACAUGAAAUGGUGGUUUAUGAAGCUGCCUCUGCUAUCAUCCAUCUUCCUAACUGUACUGCCAGAGAGCUGGCACCUGCUGUCUCAGUUCUUCAACUUUUCUGCAGCUCUCCUAAGCCAGCUUUGAGAUAUGCAGCUGUCAGGACCUUAAACAAGGUGGCAAUGAAGCAUCCCUCUGCUGUUACUGCCUGCAACCUGGAUUUAGAAAAUUUAAUCACAGACUCAAACAGAAGCAUUGCUACCCUAGCCAUUACUACUCUCCUUAAAACUGGAAGUGAGAGCAGUGUGGACAGGCUCAUGAAGCAGAUAUCUUCUUUUGUGUCUGAAAUCUCAGAUGAGUUUAAGGUGGUGGUUGUGCAGGCAAUCAGUGCUCUCUGUCAGAAAUACCCUCGUAAGCACAGUGUCAUGAUGACUUUUCUAUCCAACAUGCUUCGAGAUGAUGGAGGCUUUGAAUAUAAGCGAGCCAUUGUGGACUGCAUAAUCAGCAUUGUGGAGGAGAAUCCUGAGAGUAAAGAAGCAGGUCUAGCCCACCUUUGUGAAUUCAUUGAGGACUGUGAACACACUGUUCUGGCUACUAAGAUUCUACACUUGUUGGGCAAAGAGGGACCCAGAACACCUGUCCCCUCCAAAUAUAUCCGCUUCAUUUUCAAUAGGGUUGUCCUGGAAAAUGAGGCGGUCAGAGCCGCUGCUGUAAGUGCGUUGGCUAAAUUUGGGGCACAGAAUGAAAGUCUUCUCCCAAGCAUUCUUGUACUCUUACAAAGGUGUAUGAUGGAUACUGAUGAUGAAGUGCGGGACCGAGCUACCUUCUACCUGAAUGUGCUGCAGCAGAGGCAGAUGGCACUGAAUGCUACCUAUAUCUUCAAUGGUCUGACAGUCUCUGUACCAGGGAUGGAAAAGGCCUUACAUCAGUAUACAUUAGAGCCUUCAGAAAAACCCUUUGACCUAAAAUCAAUUCCUCUUGCUAUGGCUCCUGUCUUUGAGCAGAAAGCAGAAAUUACCCUUGUGGCUCCUAAGCCAGAGAAGUUGGCUCCUUCCAGACAAGAUAUUUUCCAAGAACAACUGGCUGCCAUUCCUGAGUUUAUGAAUCUUGGACCCUUGUUCAAGUCUUCUGAGCCUGUUCAACUUACAGAAGCAGAGACAGAAUAUUUUGUUCGAUGUAUUAAACAUAUGUUUACUGAUCACAUUGUAUUCCAGUUUGACUGUACCAAUACUCUCAAUGACCAACUACUAGAGAAAGUGACAGUGCAGAUGGAACCAUCAGAUUCCUAUGAAGUCCUGUGUUGUAUCCCAGCCCCCAGCCUGACUUACAAUCAACCAGGAAUAUGUUACACUCUUGUUCGAUUGCCUGAAGAGGAUCCUACAGCAGUUGCAGGCACCUUUAGUUGCACCAUGAAGUUUACAGUCCGGGACUGUGACCCUAACACUGGAGUUCCAGAUGAGGAUGGGUAUGACGAUGAGUAUGUGCUGGAAGAUCUUGAAGUCACUGUGUCUGACCACAUACAGAAGGUACUAAAGCCUAACUUUGCAGCCGCCUGGGAAGAGGUGGGAGAUACUUUUGAGAAAGAAGAGACUUUUGCUCUGAGCUCUACCAAGACUCUUGAAGAAGCUGUCAAUAACAUCAUCACAUUUCUGGGCAUGCAGCCAUGUGAGAGGUCAGAUAAAGUACCUGAGAACAAGAAUUCCCAUUCACUCUAUCUGGCAGGUGUUUACAGAGGUGGCUAUGAUUUAUUGGUCAGGUCCAGGCUGGCCUUAGCAGAUGGAGUAACUAUGCAGGUGACGGUCAGAAGCAAAGAGAGAACACCUGUAGAUGUUAUCUUGGCUUCUGUUGGAUAAGUACUUACUGGGCAAGAGAAAGUUGCAGUAUACUUCCCUCCUGUUUUAGGGUAAUAGCAUGAAUUCCCAAAAUAACAAAGAUUAAUAACUUUGGAGGAGCAAAUUAAAUGUUUUGGCCCUGAGCCAGCAGAUCAAACAAA